Molecule: messenger RNA, 486 nt
Organism: Penicillium bovifimosum
Lineage: Eukaryota; Fungi; Ascomycota; Eurotiomycetes; Eurotiales; Aspergillaceae
Product: RpiB/LacA/LacB family sugar-phosphate isomerase
Exons: 1
Coding region: 1-486 (161 amino acids)
Biological process (GO): carbohydrate metabolic process
Cellular component (GO): intracellular anatomical structure
Molecular function (GO): isomerase activity
Source: RefSeq, a predicted model, not a curated record
AUGUCUACUCCAGCUCCCCUCCGCAUCGUCAUGGCCUGCGACGAGGCCGGUGUUCCUUAUAAGGAUGCCAUCAAGGCUGUUCUCGAGAAGAACCCUCUGGUCGCCGAUAUCAUUGAUGUCGGCGUCAACUCCACUUCAGACAAGACUGCCUACCCUCACCCCGCCGUCGAGGGCGCCAAGCUCAUCACCGAAGGCAAGGCUGACCGUGGCCUCUUCAUCUGCGGCACUGGACUCGGUGUUGCCAUUGCUGCCAACAAGGUUCCCGGCAUCCGGGCCGUGACUGCCCACGAUCCCUUCUCGGUCGAGCGCUCCAUCCUGAGCAACGAUGCCCAGGUCCUGUGCAUGGGCCAGCGUGUCAUCGGCGUCGAAUUGGCCAAGAAGCUCGCCACUGACUGGCUCAACUACCGCUUCGACCCUAAGAGCGCUUCUGCUGCCAAGAUCCAAGCUAUCAGCGACUAUGAGGCUCAGUUCCGCGCUGCCGCUUAA